Durio zibethinus is the source of this 1746-nucleotide messenger RNA. RefSeq names its product lysine histidine transporter 2-like. Lineage: Eukaryota; Viridiplantae; Streptophyta; Magnoliopsida; Malvales; Malvaceae. The record is from RefSeq and is a predicted model, not a curated record.
GUGGAUGAUUAUCUCAACUGCAAAAGCAACGAAGCUUUUCUAUAUGAAAUCUGGAGCCAACGACAUAGAAUUAGUUCAGUCAAGUUGGUGAACGAAAAAAGAUGGGGACUCGAGCAGAGAAGCAAGAAUCAUCGAGGGUGGAAACUCUUAACGAUUGGCUUCCCAUUACAAAGUCCAGGAAUGCUAAGUGGUGGUACUCUGCCUUCCACAAUGUCACUGCCAUGGUUGGUGCUGGUGUUUUGGGUCUCCCUUAUGCCAUGUCUCAUCUUGGAUGGGGUCCUGGUGUUGCUGUCAUGGUACUGUCAUGGGUGAUCACUUUAUACACAUUAUGGCAAAUGGUGGAGAUGCAUGAGAUGGUUCCUGGAAAGAGAUUCGACAGGUAUCAUGAGUUGGGGCAGCAUGCUUUUGGUGAAAAGCUCGGACUGUGGAUAGUGGUGCCUCAGCAAUUGAUGGUGGAAGUUGGUGUCAACAUUGUGUAUAUGGUUACAGGUGGAAAAUCCUUGAAGAAGAUCUAUGACACCGCAAAUCCAAAUGGCAAAGACAUUAGAACAACUUACUUCAUCAUUAUGUUUGGAGCAAUUCACUUUGUUCUCUCUCAUCUCCCCAGUUUCAAUUCCAUUACUUUUAUCUCAUUUGCUGCUGCUGUGAUGUCUGUUGGCUAUUCUACAAUUGCUUGGGCAGCCUCUCUUCACAAAGGGGUUCAGCCAACUGUGAAUUACAAUCCCAGGUCCUCAACCAGUUCAGGGCAAGUGUUCGACUUCUUCACUGGUUUGGGUGAUGUAGCCUUUGCCUUUGCCGGGCACAAUGUGGUAUUGGAGAUUCAGGCAACAAUCCCAUCCUCCCCGGAGAAACCAUCCAAAAAACCAAUGUGGCUAGGGGUGAUUGUGGCCUAUCUUGUGGUUGCCUUUUGUUAUUUUCCAGUUGCCUUUGUUGGUUACAGUGUGUUUGGAAACAGCGUACAAGACAACGUUCUCAUUUCAUUAGAGAAACCCGCUUGGCUUAUUAUAGCUGCUAACGCGUUUGUUGUUAUUCAUGUCAUUGGAAGUUACCAAGUAAAGCUUCACCCUGUCUUUCCCAUUGUGAAUGAAUUGCAUCAGCAAGAUGUUAUCUGGUCUGUUCAUAACUUUCCCCUUUUUUUUCUCUUUGUUCAUCCAUUGCAGGUCUUUGCAAUGCCAGUUUUUGACAUGAUUGAAGCAUAUCUAGUAAAAAAUAUGCAUUUCAAGCCAAAUCUAAUGCUUCGAAUCAUUACAAGAACCUCAUACGUCGCCCUCACCAUGUUCAUCGGAAUGACAUUCCCUUUCUUUGGUGGACUGCUAAGUUUCUUUGGAGGAUUUGCCUUCGCUCCCACAACAUAUUAUCUCCCUUGCAUCAUAUGGCUUGCAAUCUACAAACCAAGAAGAUUCAGCUUGUCAUGGUACACUAACUGGAUAUGCAUUAUCAUUGGUUUCCUUUUGAUGAUUUUGGCUCCAAUAGGUGCAUUAAGGCAGCUCCUUAUUCAAUCCAAGAACUUCAAAUUCUACUCUUGAACAAACUUUCCUCCUUGAAAGAUAGUGGACUGCAUCAAUUUAAACCCUACUGAUCUGCUAUUUAACAUCUAUUCUUUUCCUUUUCCUUUUAUUUUAAUUUGUUUAAAGACAUAAGAGACCUUGUUUAAUGUAGUACUAGUACAUAAGUAAGUUACUUACCUGAUUAUUUUUAGAUAAAGUGGGUUUAGGAAACAUAAAAAUGUAUAAUAUCUUCCAAUUA